AUGAAAGUGUUUGAAAGCUUCAUGGGAACGAUUGUAGUAAUCGUUGCUAGCUGUCACCUUGGAAAGAGAGGAGUAGCUUCUUGGAGCCUGUCUCGAUUUUCACCUCAAAUACUCGCUCCUUUCUCUUCAUCAUCAGCUGCUAACCCUAGAUUUUCGAAUUUCUCUACCGAUGAAGACGAAUUCGACGAAACUGAUGGCAGCGCAGUUUACCGACACACUCUCUUAACCCAGCGGCCUUCUACCGUAGAAUGGACACCGAAUUUGGUGAAUUCGAUUAGUUUUAUCGGUACAGUGGAUCGGUGCCCGAUAAUUUACAGAAAUGUAGGCGGUAACUUUGGUUGUUACACUAUGCUCUAUGCAAGAAAUCCACAUGAUUCGAAUCGCUGUUUCAGGUCAGCUUAA
Dovyalis caffra is the source of this 402-nucleotide messenger RNA. NCBI's taxonomy places the organism in Eukaryota, Viridiplantae, Streptophyta, Magnoliopsida, Malpighiales, Salicaceae. The record is from the annotation of a GenBank genome assembly.